Ctenocephalides felis (cat flea) is the source of this 716-nucleotide messenger RNA. RefSeq names its product microtubule-actin cross-linking factor 1-like. Bases 114 to 716 code for a protein of 200 amino acids. The transcript has 4 exons. Lineage: Eukaryota; Metazoa; Arthropoda; Insecta; Siphonaptera; Pulicidae. The record is from RefSeq and is a predicted model, not a curated record.
CUGCUUGUAUUUUGACGUUGUGUUUUUUUUUUCUUUUUUUCGUACUUUUAAUCUGCACGCACCACCCACCCAAAACACCGAACGCCAUCAAAUCAAAACUGUUCGAUAAAAUCAUGGCUAAAAAUCAUCGACGUCUCGAAACAUAUAUCAUUGACCACAAUGAAUUCGUGAUACUGAAUAUCGGUCCGACUGCCAAAUCUGCAGCCAAGGGAAGAACAAACAUCGAAUUGAGAGAACAGUUCAUUUUGGCCGAUGGAGUGUCGCAGACGAUGGCCGCAUUCAAGUCGAAGCCGCAUUCGGCUCAACAGAGCCCGGGGUCGGCGUCGCCUGUUUACCGAGGCUCGCCAGGACCUAUCACGAAGGUACGGGAACGUUCACAAAGAAGUGUAGCCAUGGGUAAAACCAGGAAGUCUUCUCUAUCAGCUGGAACACCAGACAGUUUGUCCGAUAAUGAAGGAUCGUUGUCCAACAGCUUGAGCUAUGGAGGUUCUCGUUCACACCAAGACAACAACAACACAACUUCUGGGAUCAGAUCAACAACUUUGACACCAGGAGGUUCCCGUGGCGGAUCUAAACCAAAUUCACGUCCAGUUAGUCGUGCAGGCUCCAAACCACCAUCCCGUCACGGAUCCGAUUUAUCACUUGAUAGCACUGAUGGAACACCAUCGCGUAUACCAAUGCGCAGGAAAAUAAGUGAACACCACCACAACACCUAG